AGACGUCAGCGGGAGCUUCCCGCCCCCUGGGCUCGUUGGGCUGCGGUUGCCGUGGCAACCAGGGGCGUCGGCCGCGGCCCGGAGGCAUUUUAUAAAACAAGUGUAUGUGGAAUACACCAUUGAAAGAAGCAGUGGAGCACUGUGGCCUGUAAUAGAAUUAUGGUUCGACUGACACUGGACCUAAUUGCCAGAAGUGUCACUCACAAGAAUCGCAAGGAAGAGGAUGUGGGACAGUAUCUGCGAAAAAUAACUCAUCUGAAUUUAUCAGAUAAAAAUAUAGAUGCAAUUGGUGACUUCUCUUUGUGUAAAAAUCUUAGAGUUCUAUAUUUAUAUGACAACCAAAUCAGUCAAAUCCAGAAUUUGGACUUUGCUUCAAAUAUAACCCACCUUUACCUUCAGAACAACUGUAUUUCUUGUAUAGAAAAUCUGUCUUCACUGAAAAACCUGGAAAAACUGUAUCUGGGGGGCAACUGCAUCGUUGUAGUAGAGGGUUUGGAUAAAAUAGAAAAAAUAAGGGAGCUACAUAUUGAGAGUCAAAAUCUCCCUCCUGGUGAAAAGCUUCUGUUUGAUUUGAGAACUCUUAGGUCCCUGGCAAAAUCCUUAGCUGUGUUGAAUAUCAGCAAUAACAACAUUGAUGAAUUAGAAGAACUGGCAGUUUUGGAAAAUCUUUCUUAUCUUAAAGCAGUCGACAAUAAACUUCAACAUAUGAAGGAUUUAGAGGUUGUGUUAACCAAAUGGACAAAGCUACGCAGAAUGGAACUUACAGGAAACCCCGUAUGCCAAAAACCAAAGUACAGGGACAAUAUUGUAGUACAGUCACCAACUCUAGAAUCUCUUGAUGGGAAAGAAAUUAAAGAAAUUGAAAGACAGUUCCUGAUGAAUUGGAAAGCCUCCAAAGCUGCCAGGAAUAAAAACAAAGAAAGAAUGACAAAUGAACAUGCAGUCUAUCUACAUUUUUCUGGCUUUGAAACUCCUUAUUCUCUUCUUCCCUUUCAUGACAGUCACUCUGUGAAGGAAAACCCAAAUUCUUUUAUUUUGUCUGAGAUGGACCAAGUUAAAAGAAAUCCUCUGCCAAAAACCCUGGAAAAAAAAAAAAAGUCAAAUGAAAACUCGGACAGCCCGACAGCACAUCUUGCCAUCCAUCCAGGCCCCCUCACCCCUGCGGAGGUGGCUCUGCGGAUCCCUGCUACCAGCCCGAGGGCAGGAAGGCCGGCGGGGCCUCGGCGGUCUGAGGGGCCGGGGCAGGAGCAGGGCUGGGGCGGCUGCCCAUGGGCAGCUCCUGAUCGCCCCCCUCUGGACGGGUUGCGAAAACUCGGCCCGGAGGAUCUGGCCGGGUCGGUCUCGCCCGCUUUGUGUCACGCCCGUGGGACAGCGGCCGCUCUCCGGGUGCUGCCGGGGCCGGGGAGCAGCGGGGGCUGCAUCAGCCCUGCGGGUCGGGCUGAAGGCAGGUGCCCCGCUCCUCCACCCCUCCGCCUGGCCCUCGCAAGCAUUGUCCCUCCUGCCCCUAAACCAUCCCUUCCCGGGACUUCCAAUUAUCGCUGA
Molecule: messenger RNA, 1542 nt
Organism: Calypte anna (Anna's hummingbird)
Lineage: Eukaryota; Metazoa; Chordata; Aves; Apodiformes; Trochilidae
Gene: PPP1R42
Product: protein phosphatase 1 regulatory subunit 42
Exons: 9
Coding region: 160-1542 (460 amino acids)
Molecular function (GO): protein binding
Source: RefSeq, a predicted model, not a curated record